AUUAUCGCAGAGCGGGAGAUGCAGCGUGCAAACUACUUCACUUUCGUCACCUUGAUCAACAUGGUGCAGGACAAAGUUAGGGCAAACACAACUUUCCUGAUGCCGAGCGACCGCAUGCUGUCGAAAACCCUGAUUCCGGAGAAGCAAGUGCUAGAGUUCUUGUUGAGGCAUUCGAUCCCCGCACCUUUGUUCUUCGAGGACUUGAAACGCCUCCCAAAUGGAACCCUGAUUCCCGCGUACGAGCCCGAGUACAUGAUAAGAGUAACUAACAAAGGGAGGAAAAGAUUUUACGUCAAUAACAUUCAGCUUGUGAGCCCUAAUAUUUGCAUUGCCGGAGAUUCGUUCAGGUGCCAUGGGAUAAAUGGAGUUCUAAAGAGAGAAGUUUCGAAGAGGGGAACUCCGAUCAGUUGCUCCCAUGCAGCUCCUCCACCUGCAGCACCUGGGCCUUUGUCGUCUCAUGUUGAAUCUCCACCACCGCUUUUAGCAGCUUCACCAAUAAUGAGUCCUUCUGUAAGUCCACCGCCGGAAGAAUCUGACAUGGGGACUCAGAAGUCAACUUCUUUCAAUCUACAAUUCAGAGAAUCAUACUCUAUUAUGGUGGCUUUCCUAAUAUUAUCCGUAAUGAGGCUCUGGAUUUAA
This is a messenger RNA of Ananas comosus (pineapple), 639 nucleotides long. RefSeq names its product FAS1 domain-containing protein SELMODRAFT_448915-like. The transcript has a single exon. Lineage: Eukaryota; Viridiplantae; Streptophyta; Magnoliopsida; Poales; Bromeliaceae. The record is from RefSeq and is a predicted model, not a curated record. The coding region runs from base 19 to 639 and encodes 206 amino acids.